Molecule: messenger RNA, 1529 nt
Organism: Acanthoscelides obtectus
Lineage: Eukaryota; Metazoa; Arthropoda; Insecta; Coleoptera; Chrysomelidae
Source: the annotation of a GenBank genome assembly
GUUAUAUUUAUGUCAUUGUGUCAUACGUACUUGGUACUGUCUGAUGGAUCUCGUGGAUAAAACCAUUUUAUUGUCUUUGAAACAAGACCUUCGUAUUUUGAGUGACAUCAUUGAAGAUAUAGCCCGAUCAACUAAGGACACCGAUAUCAAAUGCUGGCUGUUUCCUACCAAGGACAUAUGGUUCUUCAAACAAUUUAUCGAAGAAUAUAAGAUUUUCCAAGGCCAUAAGAAAAAUGUUUAUUUGGAAUUAAUUUUAGAUAGGUUCUAUGUUGGAACGCACCUAAUUUUAAGGUAUAUAGACGAACAAAUAAAAAAUUUUGGAAGUGUUUAUGACAAAACGCCAUUUCUUCAGAAGCCAAAGCAAGUUACACUAGGUUGUAGCUUCGACAACUUAUGGAAAACUAUACAGCAACUUGUUCAUAGAAUGGCUUCCAACAAAGACAUUUCAGGAAGGAAUGCUUCUAGAUCUGAAAGCUUAGGUAUCCUUGAUUACAGCAUCAACAAGAGCUGUCAAACGGAUAUCGUUUCAUUAAAUAGAUGCGAUAGUUGUGCGUCAGCAGUUUCUUGUAUGAGAAAUCUACUGCUAAGUCUCGAAAACGGUCAUAUCGAUAACUAUGGCAGCUUCAAGAAGGUGCGACCUAAGUUAUACGAUGUAACUCAGUUUGGGUGCAUGCUUCAAACUACAACAACUAUAGAAGGUGGUCUGAGAAAUCUGUAUAAAAAAAUCAAUGAAUAUGAAAUCAAAAUAGAAAAAUUAGCUGAAAUGAAUAAAAUAAUGGAGCGAGAGAAUGCCGUUUCGCAAAGAAAAGCCACAUUCUUCGAACAACAAAAUAAAGUUUACAAGGAGAAACAAGAUAAAGACUCGAAGAAGUUCCAAACCCUAACUAUUGAUAAUGAUAACCUUUUGAAUGAACUGGAAAGAGCAAAGAAGAAAAUUCACGAACAGAAUAAAUUAAUAACACAACACGUCACCUCGCUGAAAACUCUUGAAAAUAAUUUGAACAAAGUCACCGCUGACAACAUGAAUUUGGAGUCUUGCUAUGGCAGUGUAUCUACGGAAUUGAAAAGUAUUAUGAGACGAGGUGAUAUAGCUCAAAAAACUAUGAAACGUAUUGAGAAAGAAACAAAAUCUAUAUCUAUCUAUCUAGUAACUGCAGAUAGUUAUGUUGAAAAUCAUAAUCGGAUGCUGAAAAACUCUAGUAGGAUAUCUAGUAAUACAGCAGAAAAAGUUUCUAAUAUGACAAGCGACUUGAAGGAGGAAUUUGACGCGCUAUUUAAAAGGUUCAAAGAGUUUAAGGAGCAAGUACUGGAAAAAGUUGCUGAGACCCGUAGUGCCAGUGGAGGCGCCUCCAAUUUUCAGAUAACUGGAAAUCCUGCGGAAGAUAUUUCGAGGCAAAUUGAAGCAAAUAACGAGAAAAUCAAAGCAUUACAAAAGGAAAAUCAGAAACUAAGCAUAAUUGUUUCCAGAUUUAAUACUAAUUAAGUGUAGAUUCUUAAAAAGUCUUUAAAUAUAAGUUUUUCAGCAUGCG